Molecule: messenger RNA, 1136 nt
Organism: Saitoella complicata NRRL Y-17804
Lineage: Eukaryota; Fungi; Ascomycota; Saitoellomycetes; Saitoellales; Saitoellaceae
Product: Mak16 protein
Exons: 1
Biological process (GO): maturation of LSU-rRNA; maturation of 5.8S rRNA
Cellular component (GO): nucleolus; preribosome, large subunit precursor
Source: RefSeq, a predicted model, not a curated record
AGGCGGCAAAGUGAAGGAAAGCACGAGAAAGUCGGACGAUCAAGAAGAAAGUCGCAAGAGUCAAGGAGAUUCCCUCUCGACUCCAAUUGUAUUCCGCUCUCGUCCUUCGAAGUUUUCUCGCAGUCAGGUAGACGUACAACCGCUCUACACCUAUACCCUACCCACCGCCUUCGUCUUCUUAUCGUCCUCGAACGACAUAACCAACCAUGCAAUCCGACGAAAUUAUCUGGCAGGUAAUCAACCAAGAGUUCUGCUCCUACAAACUCAAAACCAACACCCUCAACUUCUGCCGCAACGAAUACAACGCAACCGGCCUCUGUAACCGCCAAUCCUGCCCUCUCGCAAACUCCCGCUAUGCAACGAUCAGGGAACACAAUGGUGUCAUCUACCUCUACAUGAAAACCAUCGAACGCGCCCACACCCCCGCAAAAAUGUGGGAAAGGAUCAAGUUGAGCAAGAAUUAUGUCAAAGCAUUGCAGCAGAUCGACGAGAGGUUGAUUUAUUGGCCGAAUCAUAUGUUGCAUAGGUGUAAGCAGCGCUUGACAAAGUUGACGCAGUACCUUAUCAAGGCACGACGGUUGGCGUUGAAGCCCCAGCCAAAGUUGAUUGGGAUUAAGCCGAAGACGGAGAGGAGAGAGGAAGCGCGUGAGCGUAAAGCACUUCAGGCUGCGCGCUUGGAGAAGGCGAUUGAGAAGGAGUUGAUUGAGAGGUUGAAGAGUGGGGCGUAUGGUGAGCAGCCCCUUAAUGUCAAUGAGGAGGUAUGGCGUAAAGUCCUCGAAGCACGUGAGAAAGCAGGUGAUGCGGAGGAGGAUAUCGAGGAGGAAGAUGAGGAGGAGUUGGAGGAGGAGGAUGAGCUUGAGGUGGAGUAUGUGUCUGGUGAUGAUGAGGUUUCGGAUUUGGAGGAUUGGUUUAAUGAACAGGAGGCUGAGGAGCUGGAUCGUGAAGCUGUGGAUUACUUUGAUGGCGAGAAUCAGUAUUCUAGCGAGGAGGAGGACGAGGAGGAUGAGGAAGAUGAUGAGGAGGAUGUUACGGAGGCCAAGAAGGUCGCUGGAAAGAAGAGGAAGGCUGAGGAGGCGAAGAAGCAGCAGAAGAAGAAGCGUGGACCUAGGGUUGAGGUUGAGUAUGAGACCGAGGAG